Messenger RNA from Acanthaster planci (crown-of-thorns starfish), 5403 nucleotides. Its product is annotated as protein tyrosine phosphatase type IVA 1-like. Lineage: Eukaryota; Metazoa; Echinodermata; Asteroidea; Valvatida; Acanthasteridae. Gene Ontology annotation, biological process: protein dephosphorylation. The record is from RefSeq and is a predicted model, not a curated record.
GCAGUGCUAGUGCCGUACACGAUACACAAACUCUGCGCGCCACAAUGCAUGCAUGCAUUAUCCGUGAGCCACCGUGUUAGCAUCGUCCGUCGAGAAAAGAGCUACUUUUUCGUUCCGUUGUUUUGGACUUAAAUCCUCCCUCGAUGUGCCAGUUAACAGGACAGUUUUCCACCGCCCCUGUGUCAGCAUUUAUGGCGUUUGCUAAAAUCUCUGGAGAAUUCUGCCGAAGCCAGCACAAGUGAACUGUUGACGGAUCUUGGUUUUCGCAUACGAGGGACACUCUUACAAUUGCUACUGCAUUCCCUCAGAGGCGCCCUCGUUUGACACAAACCCAAACGACUCUGGACCCCCACCGACUCGUGAGGGUUCAUUGCCGCUACGACACGUGCAAUCUGCUCUUUGGAGGCCUCGCUUGCAUGCGCGGGCUUCACUUCAGCACAGCGGAAGCUGUCGCACUCAAGCUAAACUCUGGACGCCACGGAUGGGGUAAGGUGACAGCCGUUGACAGGGCAAAGGCCUGGGCCUCUCAAGGGUACCAAAUUGGGGAUUGGUCAGUUAGGGGAGCUGGCUACUGCGGACUCGCUUUCCCAAAGGUCAAGAACAAGCCAAAUCGGUGAGAAAGAGCACCUAGAGAGCUUGCUUCUAGGGACCUCAUUCGUCAGCUGUGAGUGUGUGUGAGUACAAGAGGAUACUUGCCUUGGAAGUUUGUGUCCAACAUCCCCCUCCCCCAGAGUUGUUCUUUUCUUCGUCUGUCGUCGUGGUGAUCCUAUGAGGAACUACACUAUCAACAUGGCAAGAAGCGUGCGUCCAGCACCCGUAGAAAUCAUCUACAAGCAUACACGAUUUCUCAUCAUCCACAACCCUGACAAGAAUGGCAUGGAUUACUUCAUCAAGGAAUUGAAGAAGAGAGACAUUGUGGAAGUGGCGAGAGUUUGUGAGCCCACCUAUGAGACCAAAUUACUGGAGAACGAAGGGAUCCAAGUCCUGGACUGGGCCUUUGACGAUGGCGGUGUGCCUUCUAACGAUAUUAUUGAGAAGUGGUUGGAUCUUGUGAAGAAGCGUUUUAGUGAGACCCCGGGGAGUUGUGUUGCUGUGCACUGUGUGGCAGGAUUAGGACGUGCCCCUUUGUUGGUUGCUGUGGCAUUGAUGGAGGCUGGCAUGGGUUACGAGGAUGCUGUCACCUUAAUCAGAGAGAAACGCCGUGGUGCCAUCAAUGCUAAACAACUGGCCUUCCUGGAGAAGUAUCGCUCCCGCAUGAGACUAAAACACAAGAAAAACAACAAAGACCAGUGCUGCGUUCAGUAAAUGUUAUCUCCAAAACUGUCACCCCAAGAGAGAAAAAAAGAGGAAAGUAAAUCAUCAGGACAGGAGCAACAUUCAGUACCCCACUAAAGCAUUUGUUAAUUUAGGAAGGGAAUUGUUUCUUCUCAUGAACCAAAAAUAUUAAUUGAUUUUGCAUUAUAUUGUUUACAGGUUGAUAUAAUGUACAUGUAUACUUAUUCAUAUGACAUGUGUAUGUACUGAAGGAUUGCCUUCCUUUUCCUGAAUACUUUGAAUGGUUUUGCCACAUUUUGACCCAUGCUUAAUUGUCGUUUUUCUUUGAAUACAACCUGCUUUCCUUAUAGUCAUGGAUUUUUGCAGAUUCAAGGAAGCUUUGUAUUAAAAAAAAUACAUGGAAAUGAAGGAUCAAACCAUAAAACUUUCUAGUAAUGGACAUUAUUUGUUCCCCAGAACAUUGGAAAAUGAAAUUAGUUUUGCUUGGCAUUGCCUUGUUGCUUUGGAUACCUGGUGAAUGUGAAUGACCCCAGGUUAUUUGGCAUUGCCUUGUUGCUUUGGAUACCUGGUGAAUGUGAAUGACCCCAGGUUAUUUGGCAUUGCCUUGUUGCUUGGGAUACCUGGUGAAUGUGAAUGACCCCAGGUUAUUUGGCAUUGCUUUGUUGCUUGGGAUACCAGGUCAAUAUGAAUGACCCCAGGUUAUUUGGCAUUGCUUUGUUGCUUGGGAUACCAGGUCAAUAUGAAUGACCCCAGGGUAUUUGGUAUGCAUAUGUCAUGCUAGAAGUUACAUGUCCAUAUUUAAUUUCACACUUCACUGAUUUUCAGGAAGUGAAUGACGCUAUUUCAAAGGUCACUACCUAAAUAUCAACUAGACAUUAAUUAUUUGUCUGUUUUAUCAGUUCUUUCUGUUGGAAUUUUUUUUUGUUUUAGCUAAAUGAUUAGUAUUCUGUUUGUCACCCAGCAAUAUGUCAAUAAUGGAUGCACUUGUUAAAAAGUAGUCCUUGUGUGUGACGUGAAGACUGACCAGUCUGACGUGUGUUUUCCCCUAUUGACGUGGCAGCUCAUAAGACAACAUUUUGAUGUAAUAUUUUUUUUUUGUGGGGGGGGGCUGGGAGAUUUGUAGAACUGCUCCUGUCACAGCUGGAAAAAAGUUGAAACUUUGGAGAAAAUGUGCCCAAGAAACACUUCCUGGAUUUGAAAUGUUUGGCAAAGCUAACACGUUCUAAACAAGUUUGAGGGUAGGUUCAGACUUUGGAACAAAAGGACUCCUUCGCGCCAAUAGACUUAUUGUUUUGAAAGAGGGCUUCAAAAGUAACAUAUUUAUUUAUUGAUCAGUGUAAUACAGUACUACACCUUCCGUUGUUUUCUUAUAUUGAUCAUUUCUUUUAAAUAGAAUUAGGUUGAGAUUUUAUCUCCCUGAAUUUCAAAUUUCUGAAAUCACUCAUUUAUUUUGAGAACUUUGUUUGGCUUUCACAUUUGCACAAAUUUCCAACUGUUAGAUUUUGUGAUUAAUUAUUUAUAAUUUGUUUUUGUACAAAUUUAUGAAUUAUUUCCAGCAGCAUCUAGAAUUCCAAUAUUGCUCUGAGAGAGUAUGCAGUGGUUGUGAUUAGCAAACAAUUGCAUCCAGAAACAUGUAAAUCUUAGUUGAGUAGCCAUGCUGUAAUUGUCAGAGCAGAAAUGUCAAAUGUCAGGUGUCAAAGUUCAGGGUCAUGUGAGAACUGAGAAAUAAUAUCUCAGUGUACAUGGACAUGUGUGGGACAGUGUGGGUUGGAACUGACCUAUCGCUGUUUGCGAGUUAGCCACUUUUGGUAGACAAAUCUAUCAUAUAAUGUACUUUAUGUUUUUACUGUCUCCGAUUUUGAAUGUCCUGCAUCCACUUUGUAUUGGGCUGUAUUUCACAAGCUGCGUUAACAUAAUUUUGUUACGAUGCUCGUUUGCCAAGUCAAUUGAAAAUUAUAAUAUUCCUGGUUUUAUUUAUUUUUAUCUCAGCUUUUUUUUUGAACCAUUGAAUAGUCAUGUUGCUCCAUUUCAAGUCAGUUGACCUCAUACUUGCUGACCUUUGACUUUAAAGCAAGCUGUGGAUUCAGUUGAAAUGAUUUGUAUCGAAUUAUUUUGUUAACGUUUAUUGCACUGUUCUGUAAUUUUAGUGAGUUAUGUUCUUUUCUAGAAAGGUCUACAUGUAUGCUUGGUAGAGACUGCACACCUUGGCAUUUUUCAGGAAUUUUUUCUUUUCCCUUUUGCACCAUCGUAAACAAUGAAUUUUUAGGUUUUGGAAGUUUGUACUAAUGUACAAGCAAAGCCACUUUAAUUUGGUGCCAAUGGGAUGAAUUGUUGGAAUUGUAUCUUGAUUAUAUUUUCUGCAUGAUCAUAAACUGUGAUGUAAAAAUGUUUUUAAUAACACAUUUAUCAAAAAAGAAAUGAAUUUGUGGAAAAUAAUUUCAUGGUGAAACAGGCUGAAGUUAGUAGAACUGCAGAAUAUCUCAUUUGAAAACCAAAUCAGAAGUUUGAUUAGUACAUGUAAGUAGUUAAAUUGUGAUACUUGAGUAAUGACUGUUUGUCCGCUAACCCUUACUAACAACUGAAAAAACUGAAGAAAAUGCCUUUGACUCUUACCACUGGACUAGCAGUUUAAUGAUGGACAAAGUCUAUUUUUCACACUGCAUUUGUACUCUGAAAGUGUGCUUUUAAAUAACUAUUUUUAGGUGCUGAAAUUUCAAUGCCGUUAAAUUUGAUAUGUCCCUUCGUCUUGUUGAUGUGCUCAACGCCAAAGCCGUGUGAUAGAGUUGUAGUAAAUACCUCAAGUAGACUGUGAUAUUAAUAACUAUCUUGAAAGGCAAAGGUAGAAAAUCCCGAGUAGAAUGUGAUGUAUAGUGUGAGCGUUGUAUUCACUUUCUACUAACAAAGUGGUGGUGUAACUUUUCAGAUGUUUACUGUGAAUGAAACAAACUGGUGUUGGAUCUGAGACUGUUACCCACAACAUGUUUGUGAUAAGCUGUGUUUUUACUCAUCCCCAAAAAGAUCAAUUGUUGCUCUUUAGACCCACGCAGUCACUUCAAAUUUCAAGCUGCUGUAUGAUUUUCAACUCUACUAGGUAGCCAUCUUGAAAUGUCUCAAACGCAAGUUGCAUGGAAUAGCUGAUACCUUUACCCUUGCAUUGUAACAUGUACCAAGGAUUUGGGUACUAGACCAAGGUAUAGCCAUCAGCAGGUAGUUCUGAUUUUGUUUCACAAGAUUUUUCUUUAGUUCCAAUCAGUGAACUUUGGUGAACUUCAAGUCACAAUUACUGUAACUAUACUCAUGAUUAGUCACGUUGCACAUUUUUUCUAUUGUGAUUGAUUGCUUAAAAUUCUGGACACUUGUUUUGUCAUUAUUUUGAUUUUGACAAACUUAGUUCAUUUUUCCCAAAGGGUGUGAAUUGUUUUCUAGUCCGUUAUUGGUACUGAUAUUCAAACGACUUGGUUUUGGUGUGCUGGUGUCCAGUUUGUAGUCUUUUUUAUGAAUAUUCAUUUUGACAAUCCAACAUGCCACUUGCUUUUCUUCAAUAAUAUCACUCAGAAUAUGAGAUCAGUGCUUAAUGAAACUAAAACGGUUAAGGUGAAGUUGUACUUUGUCUUGUCAGUAUUACCACUGAGUUCUUUGGCGAAUUAAUAUGCUUAAAUUCCUGUCGAGAAAUCUGCAGGCAGCCUUCAAGUUUCAGAGGAUUAGGGCAUUAACAGACAUUAUUAGUUUUUCUGUCAAUUUGUUUCUUCCAAUUGGUGUUGUUGCUAUGGGGAGUGUCUGAGUGCACAUUUCUGAAGAAAUUAAUUUGCAUUAUAAUGUGCUUUACCCCUGAAAAUGGAAUAAUUUUGACAAAAAUACAAUCUCAACAAGGUUGACUUGAGUUAUCCCUCACCAAUAUUACAUUACUAAAUUUUGAACAGUGAAAAAUUUGUCUAUGAAAUCUGGAAAAAAAUUAAUGCCAGGUUUUGUUGUGUGCCCAAACAAGGUACAUGUGUAUGAUUGGAGUGUAUGCCUUGAUGUCAUUAGGUUUGUUGACCAAUGUGGAAUUUGCACAUAAUUAUCUCCUAUAAGAGUUGCUGCUCGUCCCCAUUACCAGAAAUAAAUCUUAUUUGAUUAAGUUAAAUAAAA